This is a messenger RNA of Hibiscus syriacus, 1397 nucleotides long. RefSeq names its product peroxisomal (S)-2-hydroxy-acid oxidase. Gene Ontology annotation, molecular function: oxidoreductase activity; FMN binding. NCBI's taxonomy places the organism in Eukaryota, Viridiplantae, Streptophyta, Magnoliopsida, Malvales, Malvaceae. The coding region runs from base 128 to 1231 and encodes 367 amino acids. The transcript is spliced from 12 exons. The record is from RefSeq and is a predicted model, not a curated record. Gene Ontology annotation, cellular component: peroxisome.
ACACCAUAUCACUUGUUCUUUUUUCAUUUGAUUCUCUCUCCACAAUUAUUUCAUAUCCUUUUCAGUUAAUCUGAGCCUCUCUCUCUCCAUUGUUGGAAGUAGCCAAGAUUAGUUUGGGAGAAAAAAAAUGGAGAUAACUAAUGUGUCUGAAUAUGAGGCAAUUGCAAAGGAAAAGUUACCCAAGAUGGUUUAUGACUACUAUGCAUCAGGUGCAGAGGACCAGUGGACUCUCAAGGAGAAUCGAAAUGCAUUUUCUAGGAUUUUGUUUCGGCCCCGCAUUCUUAUUGAUGUUAGCAAGAUUGACAUGACCACUACUGUCUUGGGAUUCAAGAUUUCGAUGCCUAUCAUGAUUGCCCCAACUGCUAUGCAGAAAAUGGCUCACCCUGACGGAGAAUACGCAACAGCCCGAGCAGCUUCAGCUGCUGGAACAAUAAUGACACUAUCCUCAUGGGCUACUUCCAGUGUUGAGGAGGUCGCUUCAACGGGACCUGGCGUUCGCUUUUUCCAGCUCUAUGUAUACAAAGACAGGAAUGUGGUUGCACAGCUUGUGAGAAGAGCCGAAAGAGCUGGUUUCAAGGCGAUUGCCCUUACCGUGGACACUCCAAGACUUGGUCGCAGGGAAGCUGAUAUCAAGAACAGAUUUACUUUGCCACCAUUCCUGACUUUGAAAAACUUUGAGGGUUUGAACCUUGGCAAAAUGGAUAAGACCGAUGACUCCGGACUAGCUUCCUAUGUUUCUGGCCAAAUUGAUCGGACACUUAGCUGGAAAGACGUGAAGUGGCUUCAGACAAUCACAUCAUUGCCCAUUCUAGUUAAAGGUGUCCUUACUGCCGAGGAUGCAAGGUUAGCCGUAGAAUCUGGAGCAGCAGGCAUUAUUGUAUCCAAUCAUGGAGCUCGCCAGCUUGAUUAUGUACCUGCAACUAUCAUGGCCUUGGAAGAGGUGGUUAAAGCUGCCCAAGGCAGAGUUCCUGUUUUUCUCGAUGGAGGGGUUCGGCGUGGAACCGACGUCUUCAAGGCAUUGGCUCUGGGAGCAUCGGGAAUAUUUAUUGGAAGGCCGGUGGUGUUUUCGUUGGCUGCUGAAGGCGAAGCUGGUGUUAGGAAAGUGCUUGAGAUGCUACGUGAUGAAUUUGAGCUGACCAUGGCAUUAAGUGGUUGCCGCUCGCUGAAGGAGAUCACGCGCAACCACAUUGUGGCCGACUGGGACAAACCUCGUGUUGUGCCCAGGCUGUAACCCGGUUGGUGUGUUUCUAUGAAAUUGCGCAUUGCAAAUGGGAAAUAAGUUCUGAGAAUAAACUUUAAUUAUCACCUCAAACUCGGCGCUUCAUACAAGUGUAAGAAAUUAGCUCGUGCAAAAGGCGUUAAUUUUAUAAAUGUUUGCUCCUUUUUAUUCCUCCAAA